Molecule: messenger RNA, 1145 nt
Organism: Cataglyphis hispanica
Lineage: Eukaryota; Metazoa; Arthropoda; Insecta; Hymenoptera; Formicidae
Exons: 5
Coding region: 325-1095 (256 amino acids)
Source: RefSeq, a predicted model, not a curated record
UUAAAUAAUUUUGUUAUUUAAAUGUCAUUUGAUUAUUAUUGAUAAACAUUUUCUCUUUAGGAUUAUAAGGUAAUUACUUAGUUUGUAUCUAUUGUGAAUACAGCUAUCCUUAAUAUUCAAUUAUUUUAUGCUAGAGCACAAUCACACACACAUGCAAUAGCGCAUAAAAUGUACUAUUGUACAAAAUUUUGACAUUUAAAAUGUCUUAAUAUUUUCAAACUUUUUUGAAAUGGAAAUAUAAAAUCUGCCAAAAAGAUGUAUUUGAUAACAAAAUUAAUAAGUAAUGGGAGACAUAUAUAAUAUAUAAGAAAUACUCUGAUAAUUAUGACUUUACCACCACUAUUUAGCUGUCACUUCCCAACGUAUGUCAAAGACUGUUCUAAUCACGAAAUAGAUGUGUUGUGGUAUCACUCUGAUUUUACGCAAAGCCGUUAUCCACCAGGACAAGAAAUAAGCGAAGCUUGUACACUAAUAUGUUUGCUUGUGGCCGUACGAAUAUCAAGAGAACAUUUAUUGAUUCACGAUAUAGAAAACUGUUCGAAAUUGAAUAUCAUUGUAGCAGAAGCGAUGAUAGAGGGUAAUGCGAUUCAUGCGUGGCUUAUUAAGGAAAGACUUAUAUCGCAUCCAUAUUUGAGUACUGAGGAAGCUUUGAAAUACGGGGGUAAAAGCCUAAACGAAUUAAAAGAAUGGAAAUUUAAUGUCUUUCACGAGGAAAUAGGAAUAAGCUUGUAUAAAAAUAUAAAUACAUUUUUAUAUGAAUGGUAUAAAACUCCAAAAUCUCAUACUUUAUUUAUGCUGCUCAUCACAUGCGGACGCACUAUAUUAUUCAUAUUUCAAGAAAUUACCUAUAAAGUAAUGUUAUUUGAUUCACACAGUCACAUCACUGCCAGUAAUUCAAAUCGCGGAUUAGUCAUUGCUCAGACAACUAUUGAUAGAUUGGAAUCGCUAUGCAAUUGGUAUACCGAAAAAGUAUUAAAAAAUUGUUACAAUACACAAGCUAAUAAGUAUGAAUUAGCUUUUUUAUAUUCCUACAAUGCAGAAUGCAGUAAUAAUCAUAGAGCUUUAUGCGAAUGUCAACAAUUCUGUAAAAUAUAAUUUAAAUAUAUAAUUAUAAUUAUAAAUUUCUAUAACUGAAUACUGAGGUA